GGUAAUUAAAAUCAACCUUAAACUCUUUUAUCUCCACUCUAAAGGUCAAUCCGGAGUGCAGACGCAGACUGAAGAAGGACUUCAGGUUUGGUGCAAUUACAUUUGACGCCGUCUGUGGGAACUCGAAUAAAAAGCUUUAUUUGUAUGUUGAUCUGGUUGAUCGAAGGGAAGAGAAGAUGAGUGAAAGGCUCAUGGCUGAUUCUUUGGAGUCGCAAAAGCAGCUUGCCAGAGUCGGUGGAGUCAUCAAUUGGUUCCUUGCCAGAGUCGGUGGAGUCAUCAAUUGGUUCCUUGGCCAUAUGGCUGUCGCCACCCGCACCAUCCACCAACCCCUUAAGCUCUCCGACCUCAUCAUCAAAGUCCGAGUUGCUCAAAUACCAUUGUCCUCAGCUCAUGAAGAACUCCCAACUCGGCAACGAGAAGCAUUCUUCCAGCUCGGCAGUGACAAAAUAGUCGCCCAGCUCAGCAGCACCAAGCAUUCUCCUAGUUCAGCUUCCAACCACAAGCAUCCUCCUUGGGCAAUAAACCAUUUGAGUUUGGUUACCACUUUGUGAUUAUUGGGGAAACAAAUCUUAACCUUUUCAUUAUUUUACUUUGUUUUUUAUGUUGUUUUAUUUUCUUUUGCUGUAAACCAAAUUGGAAUCUCUCUCUUUUGAAUUUGUUUUUGUAGAAUCCAAGGGAUAAGUCCCUGACUAGGCAGCUUGCUAGUAGCAAAUUAAAUCCCUCCAAUCAGC
Messenger RNA from Rubroshorea leprosula, 731 nucleotides. The record is from the annotation of a GenBank genome assembly. NCBI's taxonomy places the organism in Eukaryota, Viridiplantae, Streptophyta, Magnoliopsida, Malvales, Dipterocarpaceae.